Messenger RNA from Effrenium voratum, 4215 nucleotides. Lineage: Eukaryota; Dinophyceae; Suessiales; Symbiodiniaceae. The record is from the annotation of a GenBank genome assembly.
UGUUUGUUGCCUCAUCCAAACUAGUUUGCAUCCAGCUGCAGCCAGAUGGCACGCAGUGUUGGGGUUCGCAACUUAUGAGCGCUGGCCAUGCGGAUUGAGAGAUGUUCUCUGCUUGCCUCACCGUUUGCAGAAAUCCGUGUCCAUCCCACAACGAUGAGGAGGAAGUCGUGGUGGAGGAGAACAGACCAGAGUACUCCGAUGAUGACAGCGACACAUCGGAGGAGGAUGAUACCGGCUGCGCAAGGGGCCGAUCCGGAUACAUGCUGCCGCGGCGGAAGCUGACUAGGGUGGAGGAGCUUGAAUGGAUCAGGCCGCUGCUCGAAAAGCUUUGGCCCAAGAUCGAUUUGGCCCUGCACAAGAUCAUGAAGGAGGUGGUGGAGCCCAAGAUCCAGGACAAGGUGCCCUUCGCCCUCAAGGGCCUCACCUUCACAAAGUUCACCUUGGGGAAGACGCUGCCCACCGUCGGUCCCAUCACCAUCUGGGACGCGCCCUGCUUGAAAUCGCAGGAGUACCAUCGUGGCUUAGAGUUGCAUAUCAAGGUGAAGCUGGACACCAAGAAUGUGGAUGUGGAGCUGGCCAUCGGGGCGUUGACCGCCGGGGUGAAGAGUUGCUCUCUGGAGGGCACGCUGGUGCUGCGUCUGGAUCCGCUGCUUGAUGUGUCUCCAAUCCUGGGAGGCCUGGUGAUCUAUUUCUUGGACCCCCCGAAGAUGGAUCUGAACUUCACUCAGCUGGCCAACCUGGCCGAGACGGAGUUCACAGCGGGCAGGCUCACCCAAAUCGUGGAAAAACUGGUGGCCCAGCGCUUGGUCCUACCGAACGUGUGGUUCAAGCCGUUUCUGCAGAAUGAAGAGAUUGUGGAUACGGCGACCUUGCGCGACCCCAAGCCUGUUGGAGUUCUUCGCGUCACCGCGAUCGAAGCAAAGCAGCUCUACGGCAGCGACUUUCACCUUUUCAAGAAGCCCACCAGCGACCCCUACGUUCGAAUACGACUGGCAGAUGUUGAGUGGACGUCUGGGUACAAGGAGGAGACCUGCAAUCCCAGGUGGCUGCCAGAUCCAGAGAUGACGGAGGAAAUGGCAUUAGAGGAAGUGCAGCACGACUUUCUGGUCUAUGAUGUGGGCCAGCAACUUCAGAUUGAGGUGUAUGACUGGAACCAACUUAUCGACCAUGUCCUGAUUGGACGGUCCGAUCUCAUCAGUGUGCAGGAAGCCUUGAGCUGCAGCAGGAAGCCUCUUAUGCUGAGCGAUGCGACUGGGAAGACGAAACGCGGCCAGCUCCAUUUGCAGUUUGAUUGGCUGAAGCUCACGCAGGAGAGCCAGGAGGGAGACUGCACCUGCAUGGUCAGGAUAAAAAUCGACGAGGUCUACGUGCCGGAUGACAUAGACCUUACCUGGGCGAAAGUCCAGGUGAAGCUGAAGGACGGGCGGAUGCGGCAGACCCCGGCCACCUUCCCCGCCGCAGCAGUGGACCCCACGCUGUCGGAGAACUUCCCGUCUGAGAAGCGGCUGGACGUGGAGUAUGUCAUGUGCUUCAACCUCUUGACGGAGGUGGCAUUGGCCGAGCCUUUGGAGAUUUCGCUGGUCUCCCAGAAUAAUGUUGCCGUGGGCAUCGGCAUCAUCAAGCUGGAUGAGGUUAUGAAACGUCCAGAGAAGACCAUGGAGUGCACUUCUGAGCCGAUGGAGCUUGAACGGCCGGACGACAGCAGCGUGAUCUCGGACUUUCUGAUCACUCGUGAGAAGAGCGACACCAAGGCCCCGCCGGUUCGCGCGGAGGUCACCAUCUCGGUGAUGGGGCUGCAGCCGGUGUCCACUAAAGCAGCACUCACUCACAUGAGGAAGCGAUGCCAGCUAUUGCCGGAAGACAUGCGAACGCCUUCCCACAGUACGUCUACCAGCAGGUUUGGUUUCAACUUGCAGCCGCCCUUGUGUCGGGAUACCACCAAGUGCACAGGCUCCGUGGAGUCUCUGGACUGGUUUAACGCCUUCUUCGCGCGUUUGUGGCCAAAGAUUGCCACCUUUGUCCAGCGGCUGAUGGAGGACCAAGAUGGCUCGGUCACGCAGAAGAUGCAAGCAGCCGUGCCAUCCCUUCUGAAAGGCAUCCACUUCAGCAAGUUCAAGCUGGGCAUAAAGACGCCAGUCUUCGGGCCUAUCAAGAUUUCUGAGGCCCCAGAGCGCUGGGGCAAGGAUGGCAAGGACAUCAUGCAGGGGUCCGAGAUUCGGCUUGGCGUGAAGCUGGACUCGGACUCGGAGAUUGAGCUCAGCGUCAUGGGAAUUAAGGUUGGGAUCCAUCGCUUGCAGGUGAGGGGCGAGAUUGCCAUUCGCUUCGAGCCCCUCUUGGCGCAGACCCCGGUGAUUGGAGGCCUCGUUUUGUGCUUCCUGAACCCGCCCAAGCUUGCCAUGGAGUACAAGCACUUCGCCCAGAUCGUGAGCAGCAAUCCGGUCCUGGAUCCCUUGGUGAAAAGCGCCAUCGACCGGGCCAUUUGCAAGGCACUGGUGAUGCCCAACGUGAUCUCGAUCCCAAUCGGGACAGAGGAGAAGGGCGUGGACCGGGCCCUGCUGCGGCACCCACGGCCGCUGGGCCUGCUGCGGAUCAAGGCCAAGACGGCCCAGGGCCUCCCAGAUGGCCACCUCCACGUUUUCAGCAAGCACAUCAGUGCUCCAUACUUGCGAGUCCGCGUCGCGGACGACGAGUGGUACUCCUCGGCUUCGGAGGGAAAUAAUCCUGUUUGGAAGGAAGAGGACACGCACUGCUUUUGGUACUACGACGCGAGGCAGACGAUUCACAUCGAUGUGCUGGACAGGGGCCGAUUCAACAAGAUGCACACCCUUGGGGUAGCCAAGCCCAUGUUGGUGAAAGAUGCCUGCGACAAGUCCGGCGCACCCAUCGAGCUCUUCGCUCCCGUGGCCGGCCUGGACGAGGUGAGCGAGGAGUCCUGUGGCUUGCUGGAGCUGGAGUGCGAGCUGCUGCAGCCACGCCCCGGGCUCCGCCCGGCCUGCGAGCUGUGCAUGCUGCGGCUCAAGCUGGACGAGGUCUACGUGCCGGAGGGCUUCCCUCAGCCGGUGGCGCUGCGCGCUCGCUGCAGCGACUCGGAGAAGAACACGCCCUUCGUGCUGCCGAAGGUGGUGAAGGUGGACACUAAGAAGUCCAAGAGUGAGCCAAACUUGCCUACGCUGAAGCGUUUAGGUACAGUACUUCCGGAGGAUGAAAUCAAGCAGCCCAUCACACUGGAGGUGGAAUACGUGCUUCAUCUCCUGAUCAAGAAGGAAGAGCUCAACGCGCACCAGCUGGAGCUGGAGUUGAUUGACCGGAAGCGUAACGUAUUGGCAACCAAAGAGGUGGAACUGAAGCAGCUGGUGGAUCGGAAGUCCUUCCGCCGGGUUUGGGGCAGCGAGAAGCAGCCGCUGCUGAACCUGCGAGGACUGAAUGGGAAAUGCCAAGUGGAGAUCGAAGUGCAGAUAUCAGGUCUCGACCCUCAACAAGCCCGAGUUGGGAGGGCGCGGGCACCGCCACGCAUCAACCCACUCUUCGUGGACCGCCUGCCCAGGUGCUGGUGCAGCCUCUGCAGACUGAAGCGGGAGUCCUGGUACCUGCUGGCCUUCUCUGGCAAUGCCUUGAUUGAAGGUGCAGCCUGCCUGAUCGGCUCCCUUUCCGGGUUCCUGCUCAUCUUCAUCAUGACAAUGUUUGGCCCAAGGCACAAGCACCAGAGCUUGCCCAAGGAGGAAGCGGAGGCCGGGGACGCGGAGGAGGAGGCGCGCGCAGUGCCCCCCACGCUCUACGAGGGCGGGGACACCACGCGCAGCUCCAAGGAGAAGGCGUCUCCCCACGAUAGGCAGCCUUCCACUGCGGAGCCCCGCUCCCCCACGGCAUCCUUCCUCCUCAACGCCGCGCGGAGCGCGCGGGCGGCCAGCGGUUCGCCACAACAAACGGAUUUGACGUCUCCGUCCUCAAGGGGAAAGACUUCAGGGGACCGCGCGAGAUUUCAUACUUUCGCCCAGUAGGAUUGAGCAACGUUUGCUACAGCCAGAUCUUGGCCCCUUCAACAAGAAGCCAACGGGAGGCUGUUUUAUGGCGGUUUCAACAGGUUCAAUCCAGAGGAUGGCCAAAAGAGCUGGCCAAGGCGUGUCAACUCGGUCAGUCUUCUACAGCCUUGCACAGGGCCAUUGCCGAAUGCCAAUGGCCGCAUUGCUCGAAGUCGCCCAGCCAAGCAGAUGCAAC